UCGACGCCGGUGCCUCCACUUUCCUCGGGUUAUCGCGCGCGUGUGCGGGUGCGCGAGUGCGCGAGUUGUGCGCGACCUUUUUUUUAUUUUUUCCCUCCUAAACCUCUUUACGUACGUGUAGAUUGGAAGUGGUACGGGACGGCAGGUGUGCAUCUAAACGUGUGUACCCGCUGGUGGAUCUCGUUACAGCCACCCUUUUGUGGGGGGGGAAGGGGGUCCGGCCCCCUUUCUCGCGCGCCAAGUGAUGCUUGCCCGAUACAGGGCGCACGCGACAAACGCCUGAUAACUGCAUUCACGGUCACGGUAUCCCUUGAUAAAAGGUACAAAUAACAACCUUCGGUGUCAAUCCGUGGGGGAAUCGAACCGCGGCAAAGCAAAGCCUACGGUACAGUAACGCAUAUAUUCAAACAGCCGUGAUGGAGGGAAGGAAACAAGUGUGACAGUCGUCGGGGUGUACGAUGAUAUUUGCAAGUUUAGCGUUGACGGCAGGAAAAGUUGGCGAGUCCACCGGUGCCGGAAGAUGUAAGACUCAAGCUCCGCGAGUCCAAGAGGCGUAGCCGUUCUCCCUCGCAUCACACAAAGCGGCCCAAGGUUGACAACGACUCGACAGCAGCUGGCUGAGAAAACCCAAGCCCCGGAGAUAAAAGGAGGAUAGCAGGAAACAUGAGGCGCCAGUCGUUCUCGUCGAGUCUGUCGUCGGGCAGCGGUGGCGCGGGCGAGCCCCUGAUAGUCGUCGAAGAGAGUGCCCUCGGCGAGGAAGAGGAGACGGACAGGAGUCGCGGCGAGUCGCCACCCCCUGACUCGCCCUCGCUCAACCCCUACCUGUUGUCGCCCUGGAGGGAAACGCGCAAGCACUCCCUGCCCACGUUCCAGUGCACCUCUGGCAUCACCGCUUCACAGGUGCGCCGGCUGAGCGAGCGCGGGGGCGAGGGUUCGGGUCCGUCGUCGCGCGAGGCGGCCUUCCUGGCGACGCUGUCGCAGUCUCAGCCACCCCAGCCGGGCGGUCGGAGGCACAGCGUGGUCACGAUAUCGCGGGUACCACCGACCCUGUUCGGGCGAAACCGGCGCGAGUCGAUCGCCGCGUUUCCCAUGGGCGGCUCGACCAGGAUACUCGGGGCAAGGAGGGACUCGAGCGGCAUGCCCUCGGCACCCCCGAGCAACAGCGGCAGCACCCACAACCUCGCCCUCGACAUCAUGGACGACAUUGCCGAGAUCAAGGCUGCCAGGAAGGUGCGGCUAAAAAUGUGGAAAACGCCGUCGCACGAGCGGGUCUGCGAGGUCCAGCCACUGGAGGGGGGCAGCGGCGCCUCGGCCCAGCGUUACACGCAAAACCAGCAGCGCCGCUACUCGGACUUUACCCUGACGACGAUACCCGCCCUGGCCCCACUGGCCACGGCCCGGCGACGCGCCUCGGAAAUGCCACCCCGAGGGCCCAUGUUGCCCCCACCCAUACCCCCGAGAUCUGGCGUCCCGCCCAUACCGUGCACCAGCUCGGCGUCCGGCAUCGUGUGCACCAACACGGACCUCAUAUCGAUCCUGAGCUCGUUAACCUCGUCGGCUACGGAGAUCGACAGGUGCGGCGCGGACGACGAGUCCAGGGACGGCAAGCCGGGCGACGGCACCUCAACCAAGACGACGGUCGAGCACAAGAGAAACAGGACCUGGACGCCUCCGACAUCCAUACCGUCCACGACCUUGCACAAUAUGAACUCGUGA
Copidosoma floridanum is the source of this 1716-nucleotide messenger RNA. RefSeq lists its product as uncharacterized. The record is from RefSeq and is a predicted model, not a curated record. NCBI's taxonomy places the organism in Eukaryota, Metazoa, Arthropoda, Insecta, Hymenoptera, Encyrtidae.